UUUAAAAAAAAAUCACUUCCACAAAAUGUCCUUCCUGUGUGCCGGGCGGAGGUUUCUCUCUGACCUGGAGGUGAGUCGCUGCUUGUCUCAUUAUCAGCGGGUAAAUAUCCUCUCUCUGACGUCAGCGCUGCUCACAUAUAAAAUACAAUCCUUCAUCUCUGAGACACCUCCGUGUUCAGAGGACCGUCUGAGGCGUCCUGCGUUUCCCAGAGUCCUUCAGUGUCCGAGUCGAUCAGCGGCAUCAUGGUGAGUCGAAGGAUUCUGCUCCUCAGCGCCUCCUGCUGGCUGCUCGUUGCGUUCGGAAACAGCGAAGAGCGAUCGCCUGAAGACGUCAUCAUUACACGAGAGGAGCGAGAACUGAUUGAAGCUCUACAGGAAGUCUUGGAGCGAUUAAAGAACAAACAGCUGCCGUCGUCAGAGAGGAAGCUCGGCUGGCUUCCUGCAUGUGGUGCAGGGGAGCAGUGUGCGGUGCGUAAAGGCGCCAGGAUCGGGAAGUUGUGUGGAUGUCCCGGAGGAACCGUCUGUGACUACAUCGUCCUCAAGUGUCUGUAGCAACUUCCUGUCGU
Messenger RNA from Trematomus bernacchii (emerald rockcod), 566 nucleotides. RefSeq names its product cocaine- and amphetamine-regulated transcript protein-like. The coding region runs from base 244 to 552 and encodes 102 amino acids. The transcript is spliced from 3 exons. Gene Ontology annotation, biological process: positive regulation of MAPK cascade; G protein-coupled receptor signaling pathway; negative regulation of appetite. Gene Ontology annotation, molecular function: neuropeptide hormone activity. The record is from RefSeq and is a predicted model, not a curated record. Lineage: Eukaryota; Metazoa; Chordata; Actinopteri; Perciformes; Nototheniidae.